AUGGCAGUCUCACAGGAAGCUACUAAACGGCCCAAUGCAUCAGCAAUCACCGAGCAUAUCACCGAAAAAGGCUACGAUUCCCCCCACCUCGCAACAUCCGCCCAAGUCCAGCACAACCUCGAGCACCAACACCUCUGGACCUCUAUAAUGGGAUACGUCAUUCCUGGACGAGCAGACGACUCAAACUCAUUAAACAAAGACCCCCGGCAACCACCAAAAGAACCAAUUCCUCUGCUCUCCGGCUAUCCCCCACACCGCGUGUACACACAUCCAGACGAGCAGCUGUACAUGCUAGAAAACGGGAUCCGCGAAGACGACCUCGCACCAGAGCGCAUGUUUGUGGUUCCAACUACACAGGGUCAGCCGUGGACCUUGCGCCAUAUGGCUACUGUGUUUGACCAGCUUCCUGAGUUCAAGCAAAAGGUUGAAGAGCAGGAUCGAUCCGUCAAUCCUACAAGCGUGCAGCCGGGGGCGGAGGGUCUGGAUCCUGAAAAGGCAGAGAAAUUGGCUCAGUACUAUGAUAAGAAGGAGCGGACUCGUUUGACCGAGGAAUGGGGCGCGCAAAGGUUCUUGCUUGCUAUGGUAGAUAAGGGCAUGGGUGGGGACGGGACGGUGGCGUACUAUGUUGUGCAUGAAGGUGAGGUGAAGCCGAGGCAGAACUGA
This is a messenger RNA of Penicillium hordei, 663 nucleotides long. RefSeq lists its product as uncharacterized. The record is from RefSeq and is a predicted model, not a curated record. NCBI's taxonomy places the organism in Eukaryota, Fungi, Ascomycota, Eurotiomycetes, Eurotiales, Aspergillaceae. The transcript has a single exon. Gene Ontology annotation, biological process: tRNA splicing, via endonucleolytic cleavage and ligation; tRNA-type intron splice site recognition and cleavage. Gene Ontology annotation, cellular component: tRNA-intron endonuclease complex. The coding region runs from base 1 to 663 and encodes 220 amino acids.